Molecule: messenger RNA, 2139 nt
Organism: Aptenodytes forsteri (emperor penguin)
Lineage: Eukaryota; Metazoa; Chordata; Aves; Sphenisciformes; Spheniscidae
Gene: ANKK1
Product: ankyrin repeat and kinase domain containing 1
Biological process (GO): protein phosphorylation
Cellular component (GO): cytoplasm
Molecular function (GO): protein binding; ATP binding; protein kinase activity
Source: RefSeq, a predicted model, not a curated record
AUGUCAAGAAAUGAGGCAGACAGCCAGGCUGCCUUUUCUGUCGUGACUUUGGAGAGAGACCGGCAACUGGGCAGCUUAACUGUCUUUAAUAAGGAGGAUUUUGAAGAAGAUUGGAUUAAAGUGGCCAGCAGAGGCUUUGGGCAUGACCAAGUCAAGCAUAAGAGGUGGAGAACAGUUUAUGUGGUGAAAUGCUCUCUGUACCUGCUGCAGGACUCCAGCACGGAGAGAGACUCUUCUGCUGAAGGUUAUUUCUCAAAUAAGAGAAAGAUCUCAGACUUCGGGCUAUCAAAAUGGAUGGAGCACUCUAGCCGAAUGCAAUAUAUUGAAAGCUCUGCUUUGAGAGGCACUUUGAGCUACGUCCCUCCAGAAAUGUUCUUCCAGAACAGCAAGCCCCCAGGAACCAAGUAUGAUGUGUACAGCUUUGGAAUUGUCAUUUGGGAGGUACUUAUGCAGAAGAAACCUUAUGCAGGAGCCAACAUGAUGGCCAUUAUAGUCAAGGUUGCAGCAGGAAAGAGGCCCCACAUGGAACCCAUCAGUGAUGACUGGCCAGGGGAAUGCCAGCAGAUGGUUGACUUGAUGAAGAGGUGUUGGGAUCAAGACCCUAAGCAAAGGCCAAGCUUUAGAGAUAUCCCUGUGGAAACAGACAUGCUGCUGUCACUGAUACAAAGCCUUGUAGCAGAUCCAGAGAAUGAGCACCUUGUUAGGAAGACGUCCCACAAGCCUGCCAUCUCUGGGAACCAGCAGAGUGACAAAGAAGAGUUCACCUUCCUCCGAGACAGCAGAAGUGGUGAAACUGAUAAUCAGGAGGUUCGUAUCCCAUCUUCUUACAAUGAGGUUGAAAGUCCGGAGGAUAUCCUGUCUGAGGAAAUCUGUAGAGUCCAUGAGAAUGGCCUCACAUCACUUCACCUCAUGGUGAUCCAGAAAAAUGUGGACAAGGUGAAGUUUCUGCUGAGCUGUAAAGCCAACGUGAACAGCCAGGUAGUCUGUGGCUACACCCCACUUACUAUGGCUGUUCCGAAGAGGUCGCCGGAGAUCUGCUCAGUUCUGAUAGAGCAUGAUGCAGACAUCAAUAUGCCUGAUGAUGAUGGUUGGACACCUCUUCACUUUGCUGCUCAGAAUGGGGACGACAGAAUUGUACGCCUCUUGGUGGACCACCAGGCACAGGUAAAUGCUCAAGAGCGUGACGGGUGGACCCCUCUGCACUUGGCAUCACAGAACAACUUUGAGAAUGUGGCCCGAGUACUGCUAUCUCGCCAGGCUGACUCCAACACCCAGGAGGUUGAUGGGAAAACUGCCCUCCAUGUGGCAGCUUGCUUUGGACACGUCAGCUUGGUGAAACUGCUUGCCAGUCAAGGAGCGGACCUGGAGAAAAAGCAGAAGAACCAUAGAACCCCACUUCAUGUUGCUGUGGAGAGGGGGAAGUUCAGGGUAGUCCACUAUUUGCUGAAGAACGGGACCUCUGUUGACAGCCUGGAUCAAAAUCAUUACAGUGCCCUGCACCUGGCUGUGGUGAGAGGGAAGUAUCUCAUCUGUGAGAAACUCAUUAAAUACGGAGCCAAUGUGGAGCUGAGGACAGACAAAGGUUGGACUCCCCUGCACCUGGCUUCAUUCAAAGGACACAUUGAAAUCAUCCACCUGCUAAAAGACAGCCGUGCCAAACUGAAUGCCAAAGGAAGCAUGGACUGGACACCACUUCACUUGGCCACUCGCUACAGCGAUGAGCCAGUAGUCUGUGAGCUAUUGAGAUGUGGGGCAGAUCCCAACAUCGCUGAGAAGUCAGAGUGGGCCCCUCUCCAUUUUGCAGUCCAGCGGGGCUCCGUUUUGGCUGUCAUCAAUCUUCUGGAGUGCAAGGCAGAUGUCAAUGCUAAGAACAAAGUGGGUUGGACACCCUUGCACCUUGCUGUCCUCAAGGGCAAUAUGGCCAUUAUAAAGACCUUGAUUAGGGCUGGUGCUCUGCUUGACGUGGAAGAUAUCACUGGCUGUACAGCCCUCCAGUUGGCAAUUAGACAUCAGAGAGAAAACAUCAUUACGCUGCUUCAAGGCAAGGACUUGCUGAAGAAUAAAUCAGGGAAUAGGACUCUGGUGAAUGAUGCUAAGAUUUCAAGACCCAAAUUAGUUCCAGGAAGGACCGAUUUGUAG